Molecule: messenger RNA, 4061 nt
Organism: Maniola jurtina (meadow brown)
Lineage: Eukaryota; Metazoa; Arthropoda; Insecta; Lepidoptera; Nymphalidae
Gene: Sema5c
Product: semaphorin-5B
Exons: 20
Coding region: 469-3768 (1099 amino acids)
Biological process (GO): negative regulation of axon extension involved in axon guidance; semaphorin-plexin signaling pathway; axon guidance
Molecular function (GO): chemorepellent activity; semaphorin receptor binding
Source: RefSeq, a predicted model, not a curated record
CAUUCACGCACACUGCUACGUAUAAUGCGUUGAGCGUGUGCUGUGUCGUUCGUAGCCGCUCCGUAAACUUUGUCUUUUUUUACAACUUCUCAGCGAGCCAACCACUUGCUCGGUCGUCUUUUACCUGCGUGUGCUUAAAAUUUACAAACUGUUUUAUGUUUUGUAUCCUCUAAACUUAGUGCUAAUAACUUUUACACAGUUCUAAACGCGAAGUGAAACCUCCGAAAGACCAGAUGUUAUACCGAGCGGCAUAACCUCGUUUAGUGUCAACAAAAUAAAAUAAACAGUGCCUAACAAGUUGCUGUUUCCUAACAAAAAGUAUAGUGAUGAAUUAAACAAUGAUUUAAACUGGUAAUCCAGGACGAGAAUGGGCUUCGUUCAAUAUAGGAACGUGAUUAUUAUCAAGCGAAGAGUUUCUACUUCAGCUUCACCCACAUAACGUAUAAGAGCACAUAGCCGUCAAGCAGGAUGUUCGGGAUUUACAAAGUUGCAGCGAUCAUAUUCCUCGGCGCACUCAGCAAUGGUGAACUCCCCGAAGAUGACUUUAGGAUAAUCAACAGACAAGACCUGUUGGCGUCAGACAGCGAUAUCUUUGAAGAUAAGGACGGCAAAUCAUUUUCGCAACUGCUGUUUGACGUGGCAAGGGACCAGGUGAUAGUGGGCGCAAGGGAUGCCCUCUACCGCCUCUCCCUUCGUGGCCUCAGGCCGCUGGAGCGCGCGGACUGGCUUGCUCCUCCAGAAAAGGCGCAGCUAUGCCAAGACAAGGGCCAGACCGAAGAGGACUGUCACAACUACAUCAAAGUUCUGCUCGCAUACGGACACAAGCUGUUUGCGUGCGGGACUAAUGCUUUCAGUCCCAUUUGCAGCUGGAGAGAGAUCGAGUCCCUAAGUUUGGUGUCGGAAUGGGUGUCCGGUGUCGCGAACUGUCCACACAAUCCACACUCAAACGUGACUGCUAUAUUUGCGAGCAGUGGGGAGUACUAUGCGGGGACCCCUACAGAUUUCACCAGCUCGGACACUGCUAUUUGCAGGAGUCGCGGUGCAUCCCCUCGGAAGUCAGAGAUGCUUCGCACAACGCAGUACGAUUUCAACUGGUUGAAUGAACCUCAAUUCGUGGGCAGUUUCGAAGAUGAAAGCUUUAUAUACUUCGUCUUCAGAGAAAUUGCUGUGGAAUACUUGAACUGUGGAAAGACAAUAUACUCGCGUAUAGCGCGCGUCUGCAAGAACGACUCAGGCGGUCACCUGGUGAUGAAAGAUAACUGGAGUACAUUUCUCAAGGCUCGCCUCAAGUGCCCCGUGCCAGGGGAUUUACCGUUUUACUAUGACGAAGUGCAGAGCGUCGAGUAUUUGGCCCAGGAGAAAAUACUGGUUGCUGUCUUUACGACUCCCACUAACAGCAUAGCUGGCAGUGCAGUGUGCAUCUACAAUAUGUCGGACAUCCACAUGGCGUUUGAAGGCCCGUACAAAGUGCAGGACUCUCCGAUGUCCACUUGGGAGCCUCGCUCGCCCUCGCGUCAAGCCAGGGAACACUUUAGAUGCAAUAGUGAUACUAGAUCUCAUCAAACCAUAGAAUACCAUAACUACCAUCUAAUGUACGAAUCAAUUCAACCGAUAUCGGGCGAACCCGUAUACAAAGCAACGCUAGAACGCUUCACGCACGUAACCGUCGAUGUUACCAACACUAAAAAUGUGGUCAAACAACUGGUAGUGUUUGUGGCAACACAGAAGAAUGACAUUAUGAAGUUGGCGAUACUGCCGAGGUAUGAGGGCGCGUGUGUUGUGGAGACUUGGAGGUUGAGAGAUGGGAAGGAGGGAUUCAAUAUACAGACGAUGCAGUUUGUGAAGGAUACUAUGUCCAUCUACAUAGGCAGCGAUAAAGGCGUCUUGAGAAUAGGCAGUGAAAGAUGUUCUCGAUACAAGACCAGGUCGAGUUGUGUGGGAGCCGUAGACCCACAUUGUGGCUGGGAUGACGCGCGCGAGCUGUGUGUGAGAGCGGCCGCUAAUAUACAUGAGGCUUACUUCAUCCAGUCCACUGCUAGCUGCCCUACUGUUAGUACACCCGUGGACGGCGGUUGGUCGUCAUGGUCGGACUGGGAACAAUGCAUGCAAGACGGCACUCCGCAUGCAGUUUACGGAGACGACAAGCCCGACAUGUGCAUGUGUAGAACACGCCGCUGCGACAACCCUAGAGCCGCGAAUGGAGGACAAAAUUGUCAAGGCGCAAGCAUAGCCGUGGCCAACUGUACGAUACACGGCGGUUGGUCAGCGUGGUCUGGAUGGUCAGAAUGCUCGGCGUCGUGUGGCAUCGCCGUCAAGUCGCGGCGCAGAUCCUGUACAUCGCCCGAACCCAAGUUUGGUGGCCGUGUUUGCGUUGGCUUUGAUGUGCAAGAUAUGUAUUGCGCUAAUCUGCCACCUUGUCCCGAUCCUGCAUUAGCACCAGUAGACGGAUCAUGGUCUCCCUGGGGCACUUGGUCUCCAUGCACCGGUACGGGUUGUGGUGCCGGCGCAGGCAUGAAAGAGAGGCGGCGAGUGUGUGGCAGCCCUGCGCCCAAACACGGCGGCGCGGACUGUGAUGGGCCAAGGUCGGAGCGACAACCCUGCGACUUGCGGCAGUGCGAGCUUAGGAAGGCCACUGCUUGGACACCUUGGGUACAGAUACCAAGUAAUUCUUCAGAUGGAAGUUACAUGGAAAAGAGAUUCAAGUUUUUGUGUAAAGCACCAACGCAGGAGCAAAUUAGGCUGUCGUUAGCACGGGAAGAAGAAAGGUAUUGCAAUGCAAGGGGGACCUGUAGCAGUACACCUCCUGAGGAAGAUGCAGCGUGGGAGCCCUGGGGGCCUUGGGGAGCCUGCUCGGCUGCUUGUGGCGGUGGCCAACAAUCCCGCAUGCGACGCUGUCGAAGGCCUCCGUGUGAAGGGUCUGCGGAUAUGUUACGGGCUUGCAAUACACACGCAUGCGUUGGUGAAUGGUCGUGUUGGAGCGAGUGGAGCGCGUGUAGCGGCGGCUGCGAGGAAGCCUCCACCGGGCAUCGAAGUCGCACCCGCAUGUGUCUCUCCCCGGAAGGCUGCGCCGACGCCGGCGCGGCGCUAGAGAGACGCAUCUGCGUUAACACUUGUGCAGAAACCGAAGUCGGCUGGGGGCCAUGGGGUGAAUGGGGUGAAUGCGAGAGCGGGGAAAGGAUUAGACGACGCAGUUGUGAGGCCGGCGCGUGUGUUGGUGCGCAGCUACAAGUGGCUAGAUGUACGACAGAUGACGCCGAGAUGGACAAUGAAUUACACGCGAUGCCGGCGUACAGUCAAAAUGUGGAGAUGGCUUCGUUCGUCACACUGUGUGACCGCCAGUCGCUGAGCAUUGCCGGCAUCAUCGGCUGUGUGAUAACUGCGUUCGUUGCGGGUUGUCUAGUAUGCUUGGCCGGGGUCAUCGCCUGCCAAAGACGAGGUCCUCUGCCGUGGAACCGCCAACCGCGCGUACCCUCCAGCCCGCACUAUAUCACUGCCAAGCAGAACAGCUACGUCACUGUGCCAUUGAAGGAAGUGCCCCGGAAAGCAAAACGCCAGCCAUCAUUCUCGGGCAUUGGCAAUACCAGUGGGAUUCUCCUGUCAAAGAGCAACAACCUCUCCAACGCGAACCAUAACAACGCGAUGACAACACCGAAACUGUACCCCAAGGCGAUCGCGAAUGAGUACGACUCUAUGGGAACAUUGAGAAGACAUUCCAACCAGCCAAACAACAAGACGAACCUUGAUAUUGAGGAAGACAAGUUUUAUUGAAGCUAAGUAGUGUGUUAUGUCAUAAAAAUCAUCGGGCAAAGUUGUAUUUGGUUCUCAAAGAACCAAAAUUAUGAUUCCCAGUGUAUACUGAUUGUGUCAGUAGGUAUAUUUUUAAGUGCUCUUGAUUAUCAUAUCGAAUUAUAACCCUCUAUGGGCAAAUUCCAAGGACUUUACCACGAGCUAAACAAAAAGACGAUCCUUGAUAUUGAGGAAAACAAGUUUUAUUGAAGCUAAGUAGUGUCUUAUGUUAUAAAAAUUAUCGUGCAAAGUUGCGUUGUGGCUCUCAAAGAGCC